GUACAUACAAAACUUCACGGGCCUGCUGAUAUUAAUAAAAAUGUUAUAGCCACUAAGGCUAUAUAGAAACAUAUAGCGAAAUUAAUUGUGGUCUGAGGCCAGACGGCUGCAAUAGAUCACGUGAUACAGUAAACGUUCCUCACAAGCGAAAGAUUAACAUCCGCCAAAACAAUAACAUGUGCAUCUGCCAAUCGUACCAAAACCUACGACCACCAGACAAUGCAAGAAAGCCAGGACCUGUGUGAGGGAACAGAACGUUUUCCCGUCUUUCUUCAUGACAGGCAGCGAGCUAAGAUAUUGAAGACAUUCAAGUAUGUUCCUUGUAACAUCCCUGGGCCUGGCACCAGUUAUGAAGAUUUCCAGACAUUGCUGGCUGGGUGUGAGUGCAUGGACACCUGCACAGACUGUGCCUGUGUCUCGAGGUUUGGACCAAACUACGACCAGAGUGGCGGGAUUCUUCCUCCGCUCCUGUCUCCAGACAGCAACAAGCUGGUGGUAGAAUGCAAUACAAACUGUUCUUGUCCUCGCACCUGCUGUAACAGAGUCGUUCAAAACGGCAUUCCAGUUCAGCUGAAACUUUUUGAAACAGAAUCAAAAGGUUUCGGUCUGUGCACACAAGAAAGUAUUCCUGCGUUUAAUUUUGUUUGUGAGUAUGCUGGGGAGGUGUUGACAGAGCAUGAAGCCAGUCAAAGAGUCCAACAUAAAACACGGCAGGAAAUGAAUUACUUGCUUGUAUUACAGGAAUUCUGUUCAACAGGUGUAAUCAGGACUUUGGUCGAUCCAGAAAUAAUUGGCAACAUUGGGCGUUUUAUCAACCAUUCAUGUGACCCUAAUUUGAUAAUGGUUCCAGUACGAGUGUCCAACAAUGUCCCCAAGCUUGCCCUGUUUGCAUGCAGGGAUAUCGGCCCAGGGGAGGAGCUGUGUUAUGACUAUAGUGGUCGAAACUGUGGCCAGACAGAUGUAAGGGAAGAGAGCAGUAAGCACAGGUGGAAGAAAGUUUGUAAAUGUGGAUCAGCCAAGUGUCGUGGACUUUUACCAAUUGAUGAAUCCUUGUUUAAAUGAACAGUCUGGUCUUUUUUAAGAGAUCACUCGUUGGACAUCAAUUUCGUCUCCAGCAUAUGUUGCAGAUCAUUUUUGAGACACAGAGUCGCCACAGCCAUAUUGUUCAAUGAAAUAAGCAGGACUGAAAUUGAUUGCUUUAUUCUGAAACUGACUGUGAAACUAAUUGUCACACAAGUUGGCUGCAGGCACAAGCAAAGUCAAUAAGUUUUAAAAAUAGAAAAACUACACUUUGUCAGUUAAAAUACCAUUUACCUUACAACUUGUUAUACGGCCAUCUAUGAUGGGUCGUAUUAUGCUAAGGUGUUGUCUGUCUGUUAACGUUUUCCUGUCCGGACCAUAUCUUACAGUUGCAUACAGAGCCAUCAAAUGUCACAUGUAGGAACAACUUGGGAUGGCCAUGUGUCACAUACUAUUACUAGGUCACUGUGACAUACUUUUACGGUCUACUGCACAUAACGGUAAAUCCUUGUCCAGAUCAUAUUUUGCAUACA
This is a messenger RNA of Gigantopelta aegis, 1553 nucleotides long. Its product is annotated as histone-lysine N-methyltransferase SETMAR-like. Gene Ontology annotation, cellular component: nucleus. Gene Ontology annotation, molecular function: histone H3K9 methyltransferase activity; protein binding; zinc ion binding. Bases 220 to 1062 code for a protein of 280 amino acids. The transcript has 2 exons. NCBI's taxonomy places the organism in Eukaryota, Metazoa, Mollusca, Gastropoda, Neomphalida, Peltospiridae. The record is from RefSeq and is a predicted model, not a curated record.